This is a messenger RNA of Bipolaris sorokiniana ND90Pr, 399 nucleotides long. RefSeq lists its product as uncharacterized. The transcript has a single exon. Lineage: Eukaryota; Fungi; Ascomycota; Dothideomycetes; Pleosporales; Pleosporaceae. The record is from RefSeq and is a predicted model, not a curated record. Bases 28 to 375 code for a protein of 115 amino acids.
GCUGUUAUUGAUCAAAUUGUCCAGCAGAUGGGCUUUACCGCGUCACAUCGGCGACUCCGAUGUGGCCCACAUACUCUUAAUUUGGUCAGCCAAGCGUUCCUCUGGGGCAACAACGCAGCUGCGUACGACAACACAGACGAAAAUCUACAAGACGGGGAUAGACUCCUACAACAGUGGUGUCGAGAUGGCCCAUUAUGUAUACUUAUUGCUAUAAUCAACCACAUUAAGACGCCGCAACAACAAGAGCUGUUCGAGAGCUUUCAGCGUCUCGCUGAUCAGGAACUACCUAUACAUGAACAGAAGAUAUUGCAGCCCGUAGAGCCAGUCGUUACGCGCUGGAACUCAUACUUUUCAGCUUUUGAGCGAGCUGUAUAGCUCCAGGCUGCCCUUAACGCGUAC